ACUGAAAGUGGGCCUGGCGGAAGUGACGUUAUCAACGCGCGCCUGGAGUUCACGGGGGUCAGGAAGGGUCCCCGUGGCGGGCUCCUCGGCCGCCUGCGACUUCACUUCGUUUGCGCGGGAUGGUAAUAGUCUCUGCAGCGACUCCAGCAUCAUCAUCACUGUUCCCUGGUAUGAGUGAAGAUACUGUAGACAGUUGAGGAAGUUGCUACGAAGAGUGCUGGGAUGCUCUAGGAAAAAAUUGAAUGCUGAACCAAGUUCCAGUCCAAAGGUUUUUGAUUUGCCGAGAAGAAGGUGACCAUAAUGGAUCAGAACAACAGCUUGCCACCUUAUGCUCAGGGCCUGGCCUCCCCUCAGGGCGCCAUGACUCCUGGAAUCCCUAUCUUCAGUCCGAUGAUGCCGUAUGGAACAGGACUGACUCCACAGCCUGUUCAGAAUGCCAACAGUCUGUCCAUCCUGGAGGAGCAACAGAGACAGCAGCAGGCAGCAGCUCAGCAGGCAACAUCCCAGCAGGCGACACAGGGGGCCUCAGGCCAGACCCCGCAGCUCUUCCACUCACAGACUCUCACAACUGCACCCUUGCCAGGCACCACGCCUCUGUAUCCUUCCCCCAUGACCCCCAUGACCCCCAUUACCCCUGCCACGCCGGCCUCGGAGAGCUCUGGGAUUGUGCCACAGCUGCAAAAUAUCGUAUCCACAGUGAAUCUUGGCUGUAAACUUGACCUAAAGACCAUUGCACUUCGUGCCCGAAAUGCUGAAUAUAAUCCCAAGCGGUUUGCUGCUGUCAUCAUGAGAAUCAGAGAGCCCCGGACCACUGCACUGAUAUUCAGUUCUGGGAAAAUGGUAUGCACAGGAGCCAAGAGUGAAGAACAGUCCAGACUAGCUGCAAGAAAAUAUGCCAGAGUUGUACAAAAGUUGGGUUUUCCAGCUAAGUUCUUAGACUUCAAGAUCCAGAACAUGGUGGGGAGCUGUGAUGUGAAGUUCCCCAUAAGGUUAGAAGGUCUUGUGCUGACCCACCAACAGUUCAGUAGUUAUGAGCCAGAGUUAUUUCCUGGUUUAAUCUACAGAAUGAUCAAACCCAGAAUUGUUCUCCUUAUUUUUGUUUCUGGAAAAGUGGUAUUAACAGGUGCUAAAGUCAGGGCAGAGAUUUAUGAAGCAUUUGAAAACAUCUACCCAAUUCUGAAGGGUUUCAGGAAGACGACGUAAUGGCUGUUAUGUACCCCUCCCUCUCCCACCCAACUUGUUUUUUGUUUUUGUUUUUUUAAUAACAAAUCAGUUUUGGUACAUUUAUGUGGCUGUGUUGUGAAUGGCCCUGAUUUGGUGAGAAGAUGGACUCUCAGUUGUGGGUCGCAGCAGCAGGUGAAGCUCUCCUGCAUGUGUCCCCUCAGGCCAGGAAGGUCACCUCUGCAGAGAACACCCAGUGUUUCAUCAGUUGCACACAUGGUGCUGCUAUUUGGGCAGCACUGCCCGUUUAUUUAUAUUUAGAUUUUAAACACUUACUGCUGUUGAGAAGUUGGUUUAAGGGACAAAACUUUAAGUGUUAAAGCCACCUCUACAAUUGAUGGGACUUUUUAAUUUCUUCCCCAUAAACCAGUUUUUAUAUUUCUACCAGAAAAGUAAAAAUGUUUUUUAAGAGUAUUGGUUUUCUAAUUUGUAACUCCUAGGGGUUGUUUUUGUGCCAGACACAUUCCGCCUUUUCAGUAUUGCAGAACAGAUGUAUGAAUGAAAACGGCUGUACAUAUUUUCUUCCUUCAGAAUACUCUGUACAAUAAAUGCUGUUUAUAAAGUGUUA
Molecule: messenger RNA, 1789 nt
Organism: Manis pentadactyla (Chinese pangolin)
Lineage: Eukaryota; Metazoa; Chordata; Mammalia; Pholidota; Manidae
Gene: TBP
Product: TATA-box binding protein
Exons: 8
Coding region: 301-1203 (300 amino acids)
Biological process (GO): DNA-templated transcription initiation
Molecular function (GO): DNA binding; RNA polymerase II general transcription initiation factor activity
Source: RefSeq, a predicted model, not a curated record